Molecule: messenger RNA, 1822 nt
Organism: Cantharellus anzutake
Lineage: Eukaryota; Fungi; Basidiomycota; Agaricomycetes; Cantharellales; Hydnaceae
Exons: 3
Coding region: 1-1668 (555 amino acids)
Source: RefSeq, a predicted model, not a curated record
AUGGUCGCGCGUGUACGGACAUUGCCUUUUUCCAAGACGACGGUCACGUUAACACAGUUUCCAAAUGAUCUUCGCUGUUCUCUUGAACCAUUCUCCACGUCGCUCCCACUACUUGAACUUCCGAAUGAACUGCUAUCUCUUAUCGCCGAGUAUGUGCCAGGGCGACACUCCGUCAAUGGGACUGUGGUGGAGAGCAGUGAUCUAUCGGCAUUGUCGCUUGCUUCACGGAAACUCCGAGCUAUUUCCCUCUCUCUACUAUUCCGAGAUAUCGUCAUAACGUCAGACAAACAAUUGUCGGCAUUGGCACGCGUCGACAAGCAGUUGACUCAUCACACAAAAGAACUUAAUAUAUUCAUGAACAAUGACUUUCUGGAUAAGUGGAGGAUGUUCACGAUGGCUGGGGCCUCUCCUCAAAGUCCACACUCGGCACUCCUUACCGUUCUUUGCAAAACACCAUCCCUCCUCUCCCUUCGGAUACGCGUCGCCAAACUGACAGGACCUGACUCGGCUUGGACCAAAUCUGCCCUCUAUGCAGCUCGUGAUAUUCCCGUUGGGCACGCGUUUUCGGAAGCGUACGAUGAGCUCAACACCAAGUUCAAGCUUCAAAACCUAAAAGCACUAGAGCUUGACGCGUUUGAGGAUAUUGAACCGCUUCUCAUCCUGACGCCAAACAUCCUCUCACUCAAAGUGGUCGUCUCAGGUGGCUUCGAGCAGACUUCCAAUGCGGGUUUCGUAAAAGCCCUUCGAAGCGUCCCAAAACUUCGACAUCUCACGUAUACUCCCGAAACGCUGCGCGUUAAAGGUUCGAUACGAGGGAUAAAUGUACUUCUGGACGGCAUAGUAGAUGAUGAUGAUGAUGAUGAUGAUGACGACGUUGAAGCAAGCGAGGGCAGUAUUGAGCUUUUGACCAAAAUUGGCGAGUCAUGUUCAGAUUUAGAGACCUUGGACCUAGAAACCCGAUGGUAUGGCUUAGACGAAAUUCAUUUCCCCGCGAGUCCGGAACCUUUAGAUCCGGCCUCACUCCUCUCAAUAUCACCCCUUUUCCCUAAUCUUCGAUAUCUCCACCUUCCUUCCACACCAAUAUCCUAUCGGGACUUUGCCACGAUUCGUAGUCCCUUUCAUCCCAGUGCAUCACAGAUGACUCCUGAAACACUGGCCCAACUCCGAGAUGCGUUCGAACGUAUAUCCACGAUCGAAUCGGAGAUCGCCAUGGAGAUGGCCAAGCUCAGCCGUCAAGGUCUUCUGGAGAGCAUCUCAUUCGUUAGACCAUGGUGUCCCGAACACAGGGCCGACGUAGCGGUCACUUAUCCCGUGACGAUCGUCCCUCCUCGCUCUCUUCCAUCCCCAAUCAUCAUCUCAGCUGGAUGCACACCACCACCACCCAUCAAUAUUAUUGUCCGCGACGGACACGGCGUGGAAGUACGUCCAUCCAUCACAUCCUUUGCGAAGGAUGCGCAAUUCGAUCCACUCCCGCGAAUCGUCACUAGGCCCAUUCCGUUUUCUGUAUCUGUGAAACGAUUUGUCGAGGUUAUGGGUGAUAAGGAGAAGAGAUGGAAGGCUCUUGAUGACUUUGCACGAGAUCAUCAGGUUGCGAGUGCGGCGAUCGCUGGUCUCGCUGGUUGUUUCGUUGUGGAGGUUGGCAGAAGCGCUUCUUUUCUCUUUAGAUGACUACAUUAUCGAUUUGUCCCAAGUUUUCUGGGGGACGCAUCGAUUCGAUCCCGAAUUUUAAGCACGUAAUUUUGCAUUAUUUACGUAUUUAACAUAUAUAUGCGCAACUUCAUCGCUCACAUGCAUGGAUAUAUGAGAACAUUGUCUAAGCAGG